CAAAAUUUUAGAGAAACCCAAGAUACUUCGUGUACCUGCCUGUGAAGAAAAACUUCAAAAUCUCAAAACACAGAGACCCAAUCUGCCGAGCGACAACAGCUGGAGAACACGGCCGAGUAAAGACAGUCUUUCUUUUCAGUCGCAAACUGCUAUCUCCCCCCUUUACUCCACCAAUAACAACGGACUCACCACACAACUUCAAGCGCAAAUAUUGGGGAAUCCGCAAACCAGCUGUCGAGGGGGGGGGGCGGCUCUUUUUCCGGUCCCGGAUGUCACAAGAAAAAAAAACCCACACAACGUUGAGUCGUGGUCGCGUUAGACCAGCUGUACACUUCAGUCAUUGGCUGGAUUCCACGUCAGUCAAGGCUUCCUAGCGAUGCUAUUGGCCCGGAUGACCACACGCCCCAUCCCACCACUCCAUUCACACCCUGGCCCCUGUAAAGAUGGCUGACGUGGUGCAGCCUGACCCAAACAGCCUGCAGAUCCCGGGUGAUAAUUUAUCAGCCCCUUCGUCACCCGCCACAUCGAGAAAUGACUGCAGCAUCACGCCCCUCACACCCUCACCCUCGCCGAGGGUGGAGGUCAGACCCAGGAUGGCCUGUCCAUUCUCUGUUGUCGUGGCGAUAGAUUUUGGAACAACCUCCAGCGGCUACGCGUUUAGCUUCACACAGGACUCAGAGGCCAUACACAUGAUGAAGCGCUGGGAGGGCGGCGACCCUGGAGUAGCCAAUCAGAAAAGCCCAACGUGUCUGCUGCUGACUCCUGAUUUGCGGUUCCACAGUUUUGGGUUUGCGGCCCGGGACUUCUACCACGACCUGGACCCGGAGGAGGCCCAGCACUGGCUUUACUUCGAUAAAUUUAAAAUGAAGAUCCACAGCACAAGUGACCUCACCAUGGAGACAGAGCUGGAAGCGGUCAACGGACGGAGGGUCAGGGCCAUCGAGGUGUUUGCUCACGCCCUGCACUUCUUCAGGGAACAUGCUCUAAAGGAGGUGAAGGACCAGUCCUCAUCAGUGCUGGAAGGAGAGGAGAUCAGAUGGGUGAUCACUGUCCCCGCCGUGUGGAGACAACCCGCCAAACAGUUCAUGAGAGAGGCCGCAUACCUGGCUGGCUUGGUGACUCCCGACUGUCCGGAGCAGCUCCUCAUUGCUCUGGAACCAGAGGCUGCAUCUAUCUACUGCCGCAAGCUCCGCCUCCACCAAGUGAUUGACCUCAGCAUGCAGCCAAUCACAAACGGCCUCGAUCUGGACGGGUCCCGGCCCUUUGACUCCAGCUUCAGACAAGCGAGGGAGCAGUUGAGGCGAUCCAGACACAGCAGGACUUUCCUGGUUGAGAGUGGAACCGGAGAGCUUUGGUCAGAGUUGCAGACUGGUGACAGGUAUAUUGUUGCAGACUGCGGAGGAGGAACAGUUGACCUGACUGUCCAUCAGAUCGAGCAGCCGCAGGGAACACUCAAAGAGCUCUACAAGGCUUCAGGCGGUCCGUACGGGGCUGUCGGUGUAGACCUGGCCUUUGAAGCCAUGCUGUGCCAGAUCUUUGGCGAGGACUUCAUCCAAAGCUUCAAAGCCAAGCGUCCGGCCGCUUGGGUGGACCUCACCAUCGCAUUCGAGGCGAGGAAGCGGACAGCGGCGCCAGGCAGGGCCAACGCCCUCAACAUCUCCCUGCCCUUUUCUUUCAUUGAUUACUACAAGAGACACAGAGGGCAGAGUGUGGAGGCCGCCCUGAGGAGGAGCAAUAUGAACAUAGUGAAGUGGUCAUCCCAGGGGAUGCUGCGACUGACCCAGGAAGCCAUGAACGAGCUCUUCCAGCCCACCAUUGUCAAUAUUGUCAAACACAUUGAGGAGCUGAUGGCGAAGCCUGAGGUACGCGGCGUGCGUUUUCUCUUCCUGGUUGGAGGUUUUGCAGAGUCCCCCAUGCUGCAGAAAGCAGUCCAGAAGGCACUGGGGCGGACGUGCCGCAUCAUCAUCCCCCAUGACGUUGGUCUGACCAUACUGAAGGGUGCCGUGCUCUUUGGGCUGGAUCCCACUGUGGUCCGGGUGCGCCGAUGCCCCUUGACCUAUGGCGUUGGCGUGUUGAACAGGUUUGUGGAGGGGCGUCACCCUCGAGAUAAACUCCUUAUCAAAGAUGGCCGUGAGUGGUGCACCGACAUCCUCGACCGCUUUGUCUCUGUCGACCAGUCGGUGGCUCUGGGCGAGGUCGUGAGGCGCAGCUACACGCCUGCUCGUCUGGGCCAACGGAAAAUCAUCAUCAAUAUCUACUGCAGCGCGACAGACGAUGUCACGUACAUCUCCGAACCCGGCGUCAGGAAAUGUGGGACGCUCACUCUAGACCUACCGGAACCGUUACCGCUACCGGGAGCGGUGGGAGGAGCAGCAGGCGGAGGCCCAGAGAGGAGGGAGAUCAGAGCGACCAUGCAGUUUGGAGACACAGAGAUCAAAGUCACAGCCGUUGACGUCAUGUCUAACCGUUCCGUCCGGGCGUCCAUAGAUUUCCUGUCCAACUGAGGAGGAAUAGGAAGUGGAGAUGAGGAUUUGAAAACACAGAAAUAACUGAUUCCAAGGAUGAUAAUUUUAGAAAAAGCGGUACUUUGGGAGUUGGCCUCAAAUAUUUUUGGAAGGUCAGGUGCUUAGCAUUCGAAGAAGAAACUCACACCUCAUAAUUAUUUAGGCUUUACAUUUAAUCAUUAGAUCAGAAAAAGAUCAUGAGAAGAACAAGUCGAAAACGGAACUGUAGGGUGCCCUCUCUGCACGGAAAAGAAGAAAUUAAUUUGUCCGCCUUCUGGCUUCAGCGGAGAGUUGUCCUGUCACACUUUAUAUAUGCUGUCACAGUCAUUUCCUGCCCACGGAAUCUUCCGAGGAACACUUGUGUGAAACCAAAUGCAAGCUGAAGGCUGAAUACAAAUCUCUAGUGCAGUGAGACAAACAGGUACCGUCGAAUUAUUCAACCUGUCCACGGAGUAUUUCAACUUCAGUAGACGCUUAAAACAGUUCCCUGGAGAGACACUACCUAAUGCAAUAAACUACCUAGAGCGAGACUCACUCAUGUAUGUGCAGUGUUGCCUUUUCCCUCAUAUAAUUAAUGUUACCUCAGUUAAAUCCUAUUUCAACGUUUGCGCACCACCUAGUGGUGAAAAGACUGAACUACCAGCUGAAAAAGCACCUUGGAAAAUCAGAGCUCUUGGAUAGAGCAAAACACAUCUAAGAGACAUAUGCCAGGAAGGACUGUGGCAUUAUUACAUAUACAGUUUGAACGCGUCGCUUACAAAGUCUUAAAAAGGGAUGUUUCAUCCAUACCCGUGUCUAAAUGAGGUUUCAGCAUUUACCCUGCAUGGGUGAGGCUGAACAUAUUUGGGCUGACCUGAUCUCUUUUGUCCAAAUCAGGAUAAGAGCUUUAACUUUACAAGUUUUUUUUUUUUUAAAGAUAUUUCAAAUGUUUCAAAACUUAUUGCAAAAAAAUUUAAGAUUAAACCUUUAUUAUUUGAUUUUUUUUGGCCACUUACGAGCAAUGAAUCAAGCUGUAAACUCAACAUUGAUAUACUCUUAUCAAGAUGUUGAAAAACAGUUGCCUAUUUACACAUCAAGACAAGUAAGAUUAGCAUUCGGGGGAACUGUAGAGUUGGUUCAAUAUGUGACCCCUUUCUCAUCACAAUUGGUAAUUUGAACCAUAAUAUACAAUUAUUGAUUAGUGCAGCUUUAAAGUGGGCACACUGGUAGCUCGCCUGGUUAGGCGCAUAACAUAAAUGGGAUGGCUGUGGCUCCGGUGGUAAAGUGGGUUAUCCACUUAUCACAGGGUUAGCAGUUCAGUCCCCAACCCCUCUAGUCCAUGUGCCAAAGUGUCCCAGGGCAAGACGAUGAACCCUUGUAAGUUGCUUUUAUCCAGGCGUCGGCCAAAUCAGUACAUGUAAAGUGACUUCCUGUAGAAAGAAAAGCUAAUGGGUGAAGGUCUCUUUUUUCUCCACCUUAAGACUUCACCCUGUCACAUCUAAGUCAGUGACUGACCAUUUAUGUGUAUGCUGUAAUCAACUGUAUCCAUGUUUAUGUAUAAAGUAACAAAAACUUAUGAACCACUGCAUCAUGUUCAACGCAUUGAAUCUUGUUUUGACCUGAUCUCUAGUUUAUUGUCUUUUAAACUGUGCAGGUUGCAGAGGGUUAAAAGAAAUCAUUCUCAAACUAAUUUUAUAAUACAUGGCCAAACACUUUUCAAAUAAGUACAAAUAAACGCACUUGUGCCUAUACCAUGUUUAAAAAAAUUUUUUUUUUUAAGUAAUGAUCAAUCACUUCACCACACAUUUUCACUCCACGUGCCAUUAGUGUAUUGAUAAAUUAUCAGGAAGAACAGUCAACACAGUAUAAUUUCAGCUGUGAAUUUAUUGAUGAGAAUGGUUCAAUAAAUAGUUUCACACAGCAUUACCAGUGAAUGGUUUAGAACUGCUCAAAAUCGUAUCAGUGCUUUACUUUCCAUGUUACACAAAUUGUGACGUAACAGAAAAAAAAAAAACCAAAUCAGAAAUUACUGAAUGGUUUUUUCAGGUCAGAGAGGAAGACCUGACCCUAAGGGGACAGGAGUGUGUUUAUUUCAAAACCAAGGGGGGUUGAUUCUUGAUCGAUUCUUCUUUUAUUUCAAAAUCAUUUCUCUUUAAAAUUGCCACGGUUGGAACAAUACAGUGCGUGAAAUGUUUAACAGAUGUUAGAAAGUCAAAGCUUCUGUAAGAAAAAACUACUGGAGAAAAACAAAGACAACACAAGAAACGUCAACCAUCUUUGACAAAGUCCAAAGAUUCCGUCUUGAAAUUGCUAGAUGAACUUCUCUUUUCCCCUCUUUUGUUUGUCUCAUUACACCUGUCAUUUGCAAUGUGCUGCGACUGGUUACAAACCUCAUUUUAUCUAGAAUUCAAAUCCAAAUUCAGGUCAAACAUGUCAAGAUACAUUCAACACAAUCAUUGUCUGCAUCUUUGUUUAAAUGUAACCUGACCUGUACUGAAGACACAAUCUUCUAUCUGCAUUUAGAUUUUACUCCCAGUUUAAAAUGGGGUUUUGUUCCUGCCUCCUCUUAGUGAGCAUGAGGUCUCCCACGGCCUCUGCCCCUGCCACCACCUGGAGGUGCAUCCACAGAGCUGCGGGGAUUCUUGAUCGUCUCAUCGACCGACAGGAUGAGGCAGGCUGCCUCUGACGCUGCUGUCAGAGCGUUGAUCCGCACAACGGACGGCUCCCAGACACAGGCAGUGAAGUUGUCUGCAAUGUCCUCAUUGUUGAUGUCCACACCAUACCACAUACCGCCCUGCAGUGAGAUAAGAGCGAUGAAGCAUACAAAGAGCUGAAGGCAUGCUUCUAAAAUUGAAGACCAUAAAAGCGCCCUUAUACAGAGUGCCUUACCACAAAUGUUUUGCAGGAUUACACAAGCCUGUGUUUUCUAGUCCUACCUGUGCGUGUUUCGCGCGCAGUUUGUUCAGGAUGUUGGUGGCAUCAAAGCCGGCGUUGUCACACAGCUGUCUGGGGAUGACCUCCAGGGCCUUGGCGUACGCUCCAAUCAACAGCUGCUGUUUUCCAGGGAUGGUCCUGGAAUAAUCCCGCAGGUACUUUGACAGCUCCAUCUCUAUGGCUCCUCCACCCGCUACAACAGAGUCAUUCUGGAAACAAUAAAAAAAAUUAAAUACAUUCGGCUUGUUGCCUUCAGUGUGGACAGCAGGGCCGACUAUUUAAACUGAAUUAAGGUUCUAGAUCCAGUAAAUAUUAAUAUAAGAUCAACCAACCAAUUUGGCUUAUCAAAAAAUAAAUAAAUUACAAUAAAUUAAAAACAAAAGUCAAAUUCAUCAAAAAUUAAACAAAAUGAAACGGAAUCAAAUAAUAAGACGCCUUAUUCGUUAAAAAUUGUACCCACGUUUGAAAAUGUUGAAUUAUCUGGAUCAUUCUGGCAAUAGAACCACAAUGCACUUACUUAUAUGGGUAUUAUUGGCCAGUUUCUUUUUAAAUUAGUUACAAUCAAAACUCACACUUCAAUAUAAGUACAAUGUAAAACAAAAUCAUAUUGUAACGAAUCUGAAUCAAAUUUGAAUCUCACUGGUUUGUAUUAAAUAUGCUACAAGUUUGCAUAAAUUUAGCAUCAAGGAGAGGAAGAAUUACCAAAUGGGGAAUUAAAAAAAAACAAA
This is a messenger RNA of Xiphias gladius (swordfish), 6145 nucleotides long. RefSeq names its product heat shock protein 12B (gene hspa12b). The record is from RefSeq and is a predicted model, not a curated record. The coding region runs from base 444 to 2504 and encodes 686 amino acids. Lineage: Eukaryota; Metazoa; Chordata; Actinopteri; Istiophoriformes; Xiphiidae. The transcript has 16 exons.